This is a messenger RNA of Anopheles maculipalpis, 665 nucleotides long. RefSeq names its product 40S ribosomal protein S24 (gene RpS24). The record is from RefSeq and is a predicted model, not a curated record. Gene Ontology annotation, biological process: translation. The coding region runs from base 136 to 528 and encodes 130 amino acids. Gene Ontology annotation, molecular function: structural constituent of ribosome. Lineage: Eukaryota; Metazoa; Arthropoda; Insecta; Diptera; Culicidae. Gene Ontology annotation, cellular component: ribosome. The transcript is spliced from 2 exons.
UGACAGCCGAAACACAUGGAUGCCAACUGCUGCUAAAGCUGUCAACUUGCCAUGUUUCUUUCUUUUCGCUAAAGUGCGUUCGCGAAGACGUGUUGCGACUUCGGAUUUAGUCUGCAAAUAAAGAACAAUCCCAAGAUGAGUACUGCAACGAUUCGUACCCGUCGCUACAUGAGCAACCGGCUGCUGUGCCGCAAGCAGAUGAUCUGUGACGUUCUGCACCCCGGACUCGCCUCCGUUCCCAAGAAGGAGAUCCGCGAGAAGCUGGCCGUCAUGUACAAAACCUCCCCCGAUGUGGUAUUCGUGUUCGGUUUCCGCACCAACUUCGGUGGCGGCAAAUCGACCGGUUUCGCACUGAUCUACGACACGCUGGACCAUGCCAAGAAGUUCGAACCGAAGCACCGUCUCGGCCGCCACGGACUGUACGAGAAGAAGAAGAUGACUCGCAAGCAGCGCAAGGAACGCAAGAACCGUAUGAAGAAGGUGCGCGGUACGAAGAAGUCCAAUGUUGGACAGGCGGCGAAGAAGUAAAACGGGCGUCGCGAGUGUCCGCGUGUUUUAAGUUUAUAUGUUUGCUUUCUCUUGUGCGGAUGAAAUUUGUGAAAAAGCAACAUUCCGCUCAAAAGGAAUGAGAAUAUAAAAGCAAAACAAUACCAUGUAAGGAGAAA